Messenger RNA from Brienomyrus brachyistius, 2392 nucleotides. Its product is annotated as stAR-related lipid transfer protein 3-like. Gene Ontology annotation, molecular function: cholesterol binding; cholesterol transfer activity. Gene Ontology annotation, cellular component: late endosome. The record is from RefSeq and is a predicted model, not a curated record. The coding region runs from base 305 to 1621 and encodes 438 amino acids. The transcript has 15 exons. Lineage: Eukaryota; Metazoa; Chordata; Actinopteri; Osteoglossiformes; Mormyridae.
UUACUCGUAUACUGCUACAGUUCCAGAAACUGCGGAAAUGUGGCGGAACGGACCGGGCUGUAAUGCACAAAUGCCUGUGGACUGGACGUUUUCUUUAAGUUGGAAAUUGGCGUGCAUGCACGCAAUCGCACACUGCAUUCGGUGAUGUAAACAGGAAGUUCUUCAAUAUAUAUACUUUUCACUUACUUAAAAUAUUUUUAAUUUACACCCCCCCUGCUGUCCGUCAGAGGCUAGUGACCAGCUUCCUCCCAGCCCCCCGGAAGACUCGGCGUCCCGAAGUCAUCAUGCCGGAUCAGGGGGUGCCAUGGUUGGAGGAGUAAUGAAGAGCGGUUUGGAGUACGGCGAGUGGAAGAGGAGCUCGCCCUUUGCCUCCAGAUCCUGGGCGUUGGGCGACGGCGGACGGACCGCCAUCUCCGCCGUACGCCGCACCUUCUGCCUCUUCGUCACCUUUGACCUGCUCUUCAUCUCGCUGCUGUGGAUCAUCGAGCUGAACACCACAGACUCUAUCUGGAAGAACCUGCAGAAUGAGGUGGUCCAUUACGACUUCAAGACCUCUUUCUUCGACGUCUUUCUCCUGGCAGCGUUUAGGUUCCUGUUUCUGCAGCUAGGCUACGCCGCCCUGCGACUCAGGCAUUGGUGGGUGAUCGCGAUCACUACUCUAGUGACCACCGCUUUCCUGAUUGCCAAAGUCAGCACCUCCACUCUGCUGUUCCACAAUGCCUUUGGCUACCUGCUGCCCAUCACCUCCUUCGUGGUGACCUGGCUGGAGACGUGGUUCCUGGACUUCAAGGUGCUGCCUCAGGAGGCCGAGGAAGAAAGAGCGUACCUGGCAGCCCUGAGCGCGUCAUGUGAGCACCGCCCUGCGCUGCACCCCCGCAGCAUAUCCGAAGGCCAGUUCUACUCCCCUCCCGAAUCACCGGCAGGGUCUGAUGAGGACCAAGAUGAGGAGGGACUCGGCCGACGGGCAGUAACAGUGCAGGACAAAGAGUUUGUGCGGCUGGGCAGGGAAGCCAUGGCGGUGGUGGAGCAGAUUCUGGCUCAGGAAGACAGCUGGAGGUUUGAGAAGAGCAGUCAGGAUCAGGGUGACGCUGUAUACUCGAUGGAGAUCCCGUUCUAUGGCAAGACAUUCAUCAUCAAGGCCUUACUGCAGUGUCCGGCCGAGCUGGUGUACCAGGAGGUCAUCCUGCAGCCCGAGAAGAUGGUGCAGUGGAACAAAACCAUCUUGGCCUGUCAGAUCCUGCAGCGUGUAGAUGACAACACCAUGGUGUCCUACGACGUCUCCUCAGGUGCAGCGGGAGGUGUUGUGGCCCCAAGGGACUUCGUCAACGUUCGGCGGGUGGAGCGACGGCAUGACUGCUACCUGUCGGUCGGGAUGGCCGGCCUCCACAACACCAGGCCCCUUCAGGACUGUUAUGUCAGGGGUGAGAAUGGGCCAGGAGGGUUUGUGGUGCUGAGAUGCAGCACCAAUCCAUCCCUAUGCACCUUCAUCUGGAUUCUCAACACAGACCUGAAGGGCCGACUGCCCCGCUACCUCAUCCACCAGAGCCUUGCCGCCACCAUGUUCGAGUUCAUGAGCCACUUGAGACGGAGAAUUUGCGAGCUGCAGGCCACACACUGCUAAAUACCACCCAGUUACUGUGCCUGCAGCCCCCCCCCCCUCUGGCUGGGAGGUGGCACUGCAGUUGGUUGACUGGAUUUUUAUUUUUUUUUAUUUUUUGCUAACAAUAUUGGGUGGUGGACCUCGAAUUUCUAUCAUCCCUCAGAUUUUAUUUACCACUCAACUCUCUUAACCAGCAUGGAGGAGAUACUAGUACAAGGGAAUCGAACCCAAGGAUCAUUUAUACUGGUGUCGUUUUGCCUGUUCUGUAAAAUGCUGGAUAUUGAAUUUUUAACCAUGAAGACUGUCAAAACGUUCCACAGUGGAAAUAAUGGGACAGUUUCUAAAUUUGCCUCUAUUUUUAUCAUUUUAAUAUUGGGCAGAUAAACAUUUGCCUGCACACACGUGUUUUUGCUUUCGUUUUGCCUGCUCACAAUGCAAUGUCUGUUGUACCUCUUUUUGGUCAGUAGAGGGAGCAAGCGCACUCAUAAGAGUGAGAAAGGCCUUUGUCUGUCUGUCUCGUGUAGAACAGUAAUGGGACCUAGGCCUUGUUAAUUAAAUUGUCACUUUUAAUGAAGAUGAGGAUAUUGCCAAAGUUUUCUUGGUGCUGCAUUACAGUGUUGGUACAUUAUUACUUUUCAGAUUUAGACCAUUUUUUUUUAACUUAAUUCAGUAACAACUAAUGUGUAAUCCUGAAUAAUAAUGUGAGUUUUACACGAUGUUUUUUAGUCAGUCUUCCUUGUUACUAAGGGACCAGAACCGAAAAAGGUUUGUAAUAAAAAGCAAAACAAAGGA